Oncorhynchus gorbuscha (pink salmon) is the source of this 1389-nucleotide messenger RNA. RefSeq names its product insulin-induced gene 2 protein-like. NCBI's taxonomy places the organism in Eukaryota, Metazoa, Chordata, Actinopteri, Salmoniformes, Salmonidae. The record is from RefSeq and is a predicted model, not a curated record. Gene Ontology annotation, cellular component: SREBP-SCAP-Insig complex; endoplasmic reticulum. Gene Ontology annotation, biological process: cellular response to insulin stimulus; SREBP-SCAP complex retention in endoplasmic reticulum; SREBP signaling pathway. Bases 338 to 1039 code for a protein of 233 amino acids. The transcript is spliced from 7 exons.
CACAGUUGCUGUUAACAUGAUUUCAAUUAAGUUUCUCAUCUCCUUGAAAGUAUCUCUGGUUUUAGGAGCUGAUUGGUUUGGCACCUAGCCAGUGCCAAGCCGGUUCAUCGGAAGUUAGCGAGAAGGUUAAUUUCGAAGCUAGGUCUCAAACUCCUUCCUGCUAACUACAUAAAAACAUAACGUGGAAUGUGUACUUUACCAUUUUAGAAAAUAUACUUUUGAAACGUUGAAGGGUGUUGGUGAUGUCAGUGGACAGUACGAUCACUUGAGGAUAAAGUUAGCGUUUCCCUUUUCUCCUCCUGUCCUGGCGUCCACGGUUGCUCCGGCCUUGGCAGCCAUGGCCGACUCUACAGUGGUCAGCGACCAGCAGCCGCCCGGGGCCGGUCAGACUACUCCUUCCAGAGGACCGUACAUCGCGGUGAUCACAAACAGAAACACCAAUCUGGGGAUCCGCGGGUUCAUGCUGUUCUCUAUAGGAGUGUUCUUGGCUUUGGUGCUCAAUCUGCUGCAGGUACAGAGGAAUGUCACUCUGUUCCCCCCUGAUGUCAUCAGUAGCAUCUUCUCGUCAGCCUGGUGGGUGCCGCCCUGCUGUGGAACCGCCUCGGCAAUGAUCGGUCUGUUGUAUCCAUGCAUUGACAGUAGGCUCGGCGAGCCCCACAAGUUCAAGCGGGAGUGGUCCAGUGUGAUGCGCUGUGUGGCCGUGUUCGUUGGCAUCAACCAUGCCAGCGCUAAAGUGGACUUUGCGAACAACGUGCAGCUGUCCCUGACGCUGGCUGCCCUGUCCAUCGGCCUGUGGUGGACAUUUGACCGGUCUCGCUCCGGCUUUGGCCUGGGGGUGGUCAUCGCCCUGCUGGCCACUCUGUCCACUCAGCUCCUGGUCUACAACGGAGUCUUUCAGUAUACCUCUCCAGAUUUCCUGUACAUUCGCUCCUGGUUGCCUUGCAUCUUCUUCGCUGGUGUGAUAACCAUGGGGAACAUAGGACGGCAGCUAGCCCUGUAUGAAUGCAAACGUAUGUCAGGAAAGACUCAUCAAGACUAAAAGAACUUCUGGCUAUAUCAAACUGUUGCACAGAAUAUUUUUAAAAAUUGCAACAAAAAGCCAAAAGGAGGAUGUAAAAGGACAUCUGUAUGCAGCGUUGAUGGGGAUUGGUCAAUCAUGGCGGAGGCGGAGCAGUCAUGCACAAUUAUGUGCUUCUGUUUUGCUGAGUGCUGUAGGACAAGACUGUUUCGAUUGGUUGAUUCCUUUGUGCCUCUUUAGGGCCGAGGUGGACGGACAACAGAUAGCUUUAUUAUAAGCAUUCAAUGGCUGGCCUAAUGAGAGGAAUAACAAGAAUUGCCGAUGGUGUGUGUGUGUGUGUGUGUGUGUGUGUGUGUGUGUGUGUGUGUGUG